This is a messenger RNA of Myotis brandtii (Brandt's bat), 1905 nucleotides long. RefSeq names its product chromobox homolog 3 (gene CBX3). Gene Ontology annotation, cellular component: nucleus; pericentric heterochromatin. Gene Ontology annotation, biological process: negative regulation of transcription by RNA polymerase II; chromatin organization. Gene Ontology annotation, molecular function: chromatin binding. Lineage: Eukaryota; Metazoa; Chordata; Mammalia; Chiroptera; Vespertilionidae. The record is from RefSeq and is a predicted model, not a curated record.
CCGCCCUCCUCCCCGCCCCGGGGAGCGCGGGGCGUCCCUGGCGUAAGCCGGCUCCGUGAAUUGCGGGAGGCUCGCGGCGGCGCAGUUCCCUCGCUGGAGCCGGCUUCCAGCCCCCGCCUGAGCGCAGGGCAGUAAUAGCUCUUGGAGUCUGCAAUAAAAAAUGGCCUCCAAUAAAACUACAUUGCAAAAAAUGGGAAAGAAACAGAAUGGAAAGAGUAAAAAAGUUGAAGAGGCAGAGCCUGAAGAAUUUGUAGUGGAAAUACUGGAUCGAUGUGUAGUGAAUGGGAAGGUGGAGUAUUUCCUGAAGUGGAAAGGAUUCACAGAUGCUGACAAUACUUGGGAACCUGAAGAAAAUUUAGAUUGUCCAGAGUUAAUUGAAGCAUUUCUUAAUUCUCAAAAAGCUGGUAAAGAAAAAGAUGGUACAAAAAGAAAGUCUUUAUCUGACAGUGAAUCUGAUGAUAGCAAAUCAAAGAAGAAAAGAGAUGCUGCUGAUAAACCAAGAGGCUUUGCCAGAGGUCUUGAUCCUGAACGAAUAAUUGGUGCCACAGACAGCAGUGGAGAUCACUGAAAGAAUAAAAUGUAUGUGUAGAAAGUGUAUAAACUUUGGAAAGAUUCAGAUGAGGCUGAUUUGGUGCUGGCAAAAGAGGCAAAUAUGAAGUGUCCUCAAAUUGUAAUUGCUUUCUAUGAAGAAAGACUAACUUGGCAUUCUUGUCCAGAAGACGAAGCCCAAUAAUUGUUUGCAUUGCUUUUUAUAUAUAUUUAUACAUAUAUAUAAAAUCUGGGUCUUGGUUUUUUUUUUGAUUUAUUAGUGUGAAGAAAGAACUACAUUAUAAUGAAAAUCAAGUUUGAUAUGUUUGUUUUGAAGUAGUGCUGGGGAGUUGUUGGGGGUGGGGGGGGUUGCAUCUAUAGCACUGGUUACUUUGAACAAAAGCUUUCUGUAGUUGCUUCCUUUAUCAGAAAAGAACAUUUGAUACCAUGUUGUAUUUUUUCCUCUGCAUUAGAGAAGUUUUUCUAAAUGUUGAGGGAAAUCUCCAUAGUCAUUACUCAGUCAGAAUUUGUAUGUGCCUAAGGAUCAUUGUUGGUUUUUUGUUUAUUGGGGAGGGGGGGGAGUGGUAGGUGUGUAUACAUAUGUAAAUGGUUUUCUCUUCUUCUUUUUUUUUUUUUUUUACCAAAACAAAACCAUUUCACAACCAUAGAUAAGCUCAUGUUUCUGAACUGCCAUCAUUUUCAGCAACCUAAGAAAAAAAAUCAUUUGAAGUUAAAUUGAAAUUUUUCCUGAAGCUUUUAACCUUUGAAAUUAGAUAAUUUAUAAUUAAUUGGACAGUUUAAAUAUAAUGUAAACAGUGUAAAUUGGACAAUUUAAAGUAGACAUAUAAGAAUCCAUAUCUACAAUCAUAAAUGCAAGUUUAUUUGCAAAACCCCUGAAAGGAAAAUUUUAUCACUGCCAAUAACCUCCUCACCCAAAUGAGAAAAGUAGGCAAACCCUGAUGUGUUUUAAUUAGGUAAGCAACACUUAUUUAAAGGUUUCACCUCAUAAAAUGUUCCUUUACAAGAAGUUUAAAUCCCUAUGCUGUAUUGACUUAAAAAAUAGGGUCAUGGAGUGUGUAAGACUUUAUUCAUGGAUACCUAAUCAGAUUAUUAGAGACCUUGGCAAUUUGGGACCUGCUGGAAUAAAUGGAUGAACAGACUUUUUGUAAUCUAAACUCUUGGUCUGCAUGUUUUCUCUUUACUCCAACUCAGUCUUUACAUGUAGGCUCAGUCUCAGUAUUUGGGGUACUGGUUCAACAAAAGCCAGGAAAAACAAUAGCUUUGUAGUAAACAGAAUGUUACCCAACUGUAUAUUGUUUACUUUAUUGUAAAUACUGGUAAACAGUGGUUAAUAAAUAGUUUUAUAUUCCUUUGUGA